Molecule: messenger RNA, 583 nt
Organism: Funneliformis mosseae
Lineage: Eukaryota; Fungi; Glomeromycota; Glomeromycetes; Glomerales; Glomeraceae
Source: the annotation of a GenBank genome assembly
UAAAUGGAUAGAAGAUGGUUUGAUUAAUGAAAAAGUUGCAUUUAUAUCUUUUAAUGAAUUUACUGAUUUAGAACAACUUGAUACAGGAGGUUUUGGAAGCAUUGUAAAAGCAACUUGGUUGAAAACCGGGGAAUGUAUUGUAUUUAAAACAUUGGUAAAUACAAAUACUUUCAGACAAGAUACCUUUAUUGAUGGAUAUCCUCCACCAUUUAAAGACAAAAAUAGUGGGACAAUUAGUGCUAUUAUUAUUAACAACAAAGCUCGUGAAAAUACUAUACCAGAUACUCCUAUAAAUUAUGAAAGCCUUUAUAAAAAAUGUUGGGAUCAAGAACCCGAGCAAAGACCAACUAUUACAGAAAUAUUAGAAGAAUUCUUAAGGAUGAAGUUUGUAAAUAAACCGAUUAAAAGUAAUAAUUUGUUUGGAUUGUUCAAUAACAAAUUAAACAAUAAAGUAAAAGUCAUACAUUUUAAUGAGUUAAUAGAUUUAAAACCACUUGAUGAAGGCGCCUUUGGUAGUAUCAUAAAAGCAACUUGGUCAAAAAAAAAUAAUUAUAUUGUCUGUAAAAAAUUAAAGCGCAAAUAA